AACGCGGAGUAACAAGGGCGAACCACAGGCAACCCAAAUCAACAAAAAACUCGUAAAUAUUAUAAACUAUAAUCCAAAGAAAAUUAUCUGAUUUCAGGACUUGCGGGAGGAAUUUAAGGAAAUAUCUAAUUCAAUAUAAUAGUAUUCAAAUAACAUUUGAUUAGAAUUUUAUAUCAAAUGAAAUUAGUUGUUUAGUUGUAAACCUAUCUUUCUCACCCUACCCCCCAAGAGUUCCCUGUUGUUCCACAGGGAACCCAUCACCACAAUAGUAACAGUUUUAUUCCCAUGCACUUCGAUUGAGUACUCAUUUCAUUUUUACCCUUAUGAUAUUUUCUACUGCUUUAGCUGUGUUCUUUGAAACCUGAAUUUAUUAGAAUAUAAUAUUUUUGUUUUUUCUAAAUGUCUAACGAGGAAAAGCGCGAAGAGCGCGCUGAAAGAUUCAACAAAAGAAUCAAGUUGGAUUUGAACUAUGGAAGUUUAAAUGAAGAACAGUUUCAAGGCGCUCAAAAGGCAGCAAAAAAUCUUCCAAAACCAGUAGCUGUUCUCUCCGAAGAAUACACCCGCAUUAACUUAGAUACAGUCCCCGUUUAUGUGGCUGAACUAAAAGAUCCAAAGUUGGCUUCAAAAUGCAUACGUGAACUGAAAGAAUUUUUUCCAUUAAAUAAUCUUCAACAUCUUAAAAGAAUUAGGCGCCCCCCUACGGAUGCUGGAGGAAAACAAGUUCUUCAAAUUAUACUGCGUAUUGUUAGCGAAGACCAAUUAAAAUUUUCUAAAAACAAUAUUAUCAACAUAAAAGAUAUAAUACAUGGAGUAAAUUCAGAAGGAUUGGGAAACCCAUUUGUUAUCAAAGUGCCAAGAUACCCACCUCUGACCAGAGAGCAGUUCAAUAAAGCAUCAGAAUUAUGGCCUGUAAAUUUCCAUGAGGAUAAAUACAUUACAAAACUACUUUCUGGAGAGCUGUUUGGUGAUUUAGCUCUUAGGAAAAUAUAUAAAUAUAUGGAUAUGGCUAGGAAAUCAGCUCUUAUAGGAAAAAACAAUGGAAUGGUUGCCAUUGGAACAGUAGUAGUUGACCCAUCUAGUGACAUUGUCAUUGCUGUAGCAUAUGAUCUUCGUUGCCAUGGUCAUCCAUUACACCAUGCAAUAAUGGUUGUUAUUGACCUCGUAGCUCAAAGCCAAACCGGUGGAACCUGGAACAUGGGAUAUCAACAGGACUCUGGAACUUGGACUUUACCAGAAAAUCUUAAUGAUAUAAAAAUAAAAAAAGCAAAAUGUCAGUUGGACUGUGAAGAAACAAGUAAAGAAGACACCUCAAAAUCAAAAGUUGUUGAAGACUCUAACAAAACAAAUAAAAAUCCUGAAAACAAAUUCAUGAAUGAGAACAAAAAUGGACCAUAUUUAUGUACUGGAUAUGACUUGUAUGUAACAAGGGAGCCUUGCAUCAUGUGUUCAAUGGCUCUCGUUCAUUCAAGAAUACGGCGAGUGUUUUACGGGUGUAAAGAUCCUAGCGUGGGAGCAUUAGGCAGUAAGUAUCGCCUACAUACACAAGAUGGACUUAACCACCAUUUUGAAGUCUUCUGUGGCAUAUUAGAAAAAGAAUGUAGUGAACUCAUAGAAUAAUAAAAAAUAAAAAUAGUAAUUGAAAAUAACUUUCACUUAUAAAUAUGUACU
Actinia tenebrosa (Australian red waratah sea anemone) is the source of this 1668-nucleotide messenger RNA. Its product is annotated as tRNA-specific adenosine-34 deaminase regulatory subunit adat3. NCBI's taxonomy places the organism in Eukaryota, Metazoa, Cnidaria, Anthozoa, Actiniaria, Actiniidae. Gene Ontology annotation, cellular component: nucleus; cytoplasm. Gene Ontology annotation, biological process: tRNA wobble adenosine to inosine editing. Gene Ontology annotation, molecular function: tRNA-specific adenosine-34 deaminase activity. The record is from RefSeq and is a predicted model, not a curated record.